GAGGCCAGUCAUUCUUUCGAAAAUUGUCGCAGCGAGCAGUGCUCUUGAAAAGUCAUAAAAAGUAAAAAUUAAAUUCCUCUCAUUGAGUCGUUGUGUUCCGUGUCGAGCAGAGUACUUUGAUUUUCGCAGUCAGCACGCCGCGUGUGCCGUUCUCGUUUAGAUCCACAUACCAAAGUCCAGGUCCCGUUUCAACCAAGAACACCAAUCCAUCACCCAUUCGAUUCCAAUACGGUUUUCCCAUAAAGUUUGCACAAUCGAAUCUUGACAAAAUGGUUACCGACGCCCAGGACACCGUUGCACCCAAGACCAGCAGCACCAAGGAGGUGCAGUGCCAGCACACCGGCGCCCUGGAUGAGCCCCAGGUCGAGGAGCUGGCUCUUCCGGGCCCCGCACCCUUGGCCACGCCCAAGAGCGGCCGCGUUGGCAUCUUCAAUGCCGAGGACUUCUUGUCCCGCGCCCAGUUGAACGACAAGAUCAACAACAUCUUGCGCUCGCCCACCAAGGCUCCAAAUGGUGUGCGCCAGCGUUCCGUUUUCACCAACAACAACCCAUCGCCGCAAGCCACCAUGCGCUUUGUGUCGUCGAUGAACAGCCCAUUGGCUACACGUAUGAGCAGCCUUUCGCUGACUGGCGGAGUGAAGCGCGGCUUGGAGCGCGGCAACAGCAGCAGCAGCAGCAUGGGAAACAGCGCCAGCGUGGGCACCAGCACCUCCGUCCUGGCCAAGGAGUGCUCCAGCCAGACAAACAGCUGCGGCCGCAGCUACAUGAAUAUGGGCAUGCACGCUGCUCCCCACUCGGGCUUCGGAGUCGUGCCGCAGUCUGGUGCCGGCUACGAGGCCGUGGGCUGGAACAUGGAUGCCGGCAACAUAACGCGCAGCGGCAAGAGUCUCACUGGACGCUUCAACUCUGGCUAUGGCUAUGAGGUGGACGGAGCCUACUGCAUGCCACAGGCACAUCACACCCAGCAGUUCCCAUCGCCAAUGCCACCACCACCUUUUGCUAUGGAUCGCGUCAGCUCGCGCACUUUUGAGUUCGAGAACAACACCCCACCACCGUGUCCAGGAUCUGGACCCAUUGCCAUGUCCAAUGGCACCAUCCAGUUGCGCCUGCGCGACGGCGUUCGCAUUGACAUGACCCUGGACAAAGCUGUCCGCGUGCUGAACCAGCGCAGCAUGGUGGCCGCCGCCCUAUCGCGCAACUGCAGCAACUCUGCCCUAAUCCAUCCCAAUGGGCGCAUCUUGCAGAGCGGCUCCAAGGUGGAGAUCGUCACCUACGACGGAAUGAAGGCCAACAACUUUGUUCGCUAUGCCAAAAUGUGGUACAAGGGCGUUAGCUUCACCAGCGAGUCCUGUGCCCUCAUCUAUCUGGUGGACACAGCUGGCACUCGCACCACCACCGACACCUUCACCGACCUGACCAAGGACUACACCUUGGCGGUGUUCUAUGACGAUUCGCGCCACGGCCCAUCCUUUGUGUCCGAUGCCCACGACGUAAUCGCCAACUCCACCUACAAUUGCGCCGAGGACGGCACCGAGGUGUACGACAUUAAUGGAUUCCGCAUCACCCAGGCGGCCGACGGCCUGGUCAAGGUCAGCCGCCAGCACAGCAAGUGCCUGAUUCGCACCAGUCCGGGCAAUGGAUCCGCCACCCUGACCACCACCGGCAUCCACUGCACGGCUUCGUUGGGCAAGACCUCGCAUCUGUUCGUCCGUCGUAAUGAGAAACGCAUGCACUUCGACGGAUCCUGUUUCAUUGUACGCAAUGCUGGCCACUCGGCCGGAUUCAAUGAAAACAACCUGCUCAUUGUCUACUAAGUACCGCUCGCACCAUGGGAUGUGCACCGCGUUGGGUGGCCAUCCAAAUGCCACCUAUAGCCACCCAGCGGGGUCAAUCGAAAAUCACCCAUUAUAGCACCACCAUCACACACAUCACAGAAAACACACACACGCAAACCGACUCAAGCGUCGAUAUAGUGACCCCCCAAAAAAAAGAAAAAAACUAAAGAAAACAACAUUGGAAAACUGGGGCCUCGGCGUGGAGAGGGAUCAGAUCAUUUAAGAAAACCUGGUCUUCUAAACAAAAAAAAAAUUAUAAAUGUACAACUGCAUUUAAGAUGAGACAGCUCGCAAAAAAAAAGCGCGAGCAACGAAAACUGGCUAUCCUGAUCCUUGACGGAUUGCUUUUCGAUUGCUCGACGUAGGCGCAACGCAAGCACUAGGGAAUUAGUUUUGGAUAAUCACACUACAUUCUCUCUAUCCCUCGAUAUCCUUGUUUUUAUACGCAUACCGUUAUUUAGUACAGGCAAAUCAGGUGGAAUAGGCCCUAGUAAUCCACCUGUUGCCUGAAACGCUGGCCAAGACAAUGCUAUUUCGAUCGGGGCCAGCGUUUAGUGUUAUAAAAAGAACGAAUUUGUUUCGCGUUUCGCUUUUUUUCGGCUCUCACAGUAUACCAAAAUUAGUUCCUAACGAAUUUCCAAACGUUCUACACGUACUGGAAAUGCAACAAAUUCAGCAAGAUUGAAAAUUGAAAGUUGCAAAAUUUCCACAAAGAAAAAAAUGAUACAAAAAUGGAUAUAUAUCAAAAUUGGCCUCUGAAUGGAGAGUUAGCUAACCAACGACGGCUGCUUUUGGCCAACGUAACACUAGUGACAAUUCAGUUAGUUCUAAGUUACCAGUUAAGAUUAGUUAAGUUACUACAAUCCAACCAUGUUCAUCCGUACACUUACUCUACACACACUCUACACGCGGUCAACAGCGCACACGUUGCGUAAAAUGUAAAAUGAGUGGACUUAGUGCUUAAAUUUCCAAGUGUAGUCGGAAUAGUACCACUACUACACUCGUGUAACACACACACACAUUUGACGACAGUGCAAAGUGAGAAAUAAUUGUGACUCAAAUGGAAUACAUUUAAUUAGCUUACGAAACAAUCGCUCUCAUCUGAGAAAGACAGUCGUUUUUAAGAACCAAGUUAAAACACGAGCACAUACAAAUACCAUUCUUUAAAAAACAAAAGUGAAACGCCUUGCAAUUAUACCUGUGUAGCCUUACAACAACAAUCUCCAAAACUCUAAAUUUAAUCAUCAUGUAUAUCGAAAUUAAUGUGCACAAAAAUCGAUGUCAAAAAGUAAUACUUGGAAAGUCCUGAAUAAAGUAAAUUCUAUCUGCGCUACUGUAAAA
Molecule: messenger RNA, 3176 nt
Organism: Drosophila mauritiana
Lineage: Eukaryota; Metazoa; Arthropoda; Insecta; Diptera; Drosophilidae
Gene: fest
Exons: 7
Coding region: 270-1814 (514 amino acids)
Source: RefSeq, a predicted model, not a curated record